Molecule: messenger RNA, 789 nt
Organism: Arachis ipaensis
Lineage: Eukaryota; Viridiplantae; Streptophyta; Magnoliopsida; Fabales; Fabaceae
Source: RefSeq, a predicted model, not a curated record
AUGGAUUUUGUGACCGAUUUACCGAGGACUAGAUCAGAAUUUGAUGCGGUUUGGGUGAUCGUGGAUCGCUUAACUAAAUCUGCUCACUUCCUGCCUAUCCGAGUGAACUAUUCAUUGGAAGAAUUGGCGAGGUUGUAUAUCAAGGAGAUUGUAAGGUUGCACGGGGUGCCAUCGAGCAUAGUGUCGGACCGUGAUCCCCGAUUCAUGUCAAGGUUUUGGGGAGCUUUCAAAAGAGUAUUCGCCGGUGAAUCAAGUGUGUUGGGGCCUGAUUUGCUAGCAGAGACUACUGAGAAGAUUAAAAAGAUUCGAGCUAGGAUUUUAACUGCACAAAGCCGACAGAAAAGUUAUGUGGAUCAGAGAAGGAAACUGUUGAAAUUCGAAGUGGGUGAGCAUGUAUUUUUUAGGGUUACUCCGACAACUGGAAUUGAAAGGGCGAUUAAGACGAAGAAGUUGAAUUCGAGGUAUAUAGGACCGUUUGAGAUUUUGAGACGAUUCGGGCCGGUGGCAUAUCAAGUAGCUUUGCCGCCGCAUUUGUCUAACUUACAUGACGUAUUCCACGCGUCGGAUGCGGGUCAUGUGUUAGAGCCUGAGUCGGUUGAGCUGAAGGAGAACCUGACUUUUCGAGUUACACCAGUGCAGAUUGACGACACUAGUGUGAAGAAGUUGUGUCGAAAGGAGGUUCUAUUGGUUAAGGUAGCUUGGAGAAGAGCAGGAGUGGAAGAGUAUACUUGGAAAUUGGAGUCCGAAAUGCGGAAGGAUUAUCCCGAGCUAUUCUCAAGUAAUCACUAA